UAUUGACCCAUAGGAACACGUGGUCACGUUCGUGAGUCUCUCGUCUCUUCUCACGUCCUGAGAAUCUCGCAAAUCAUUCCGAGUUCACCGAUUUUAGUGGAAUAAAAUUGUGGAAAAUGGAAAAAACUUCCGAACAAUUGUGAUACAUCGUCUCGUUUAUUUCUAGACGCGAAAAAUAGUCGCGAAGUGAACGACUGCGGUGCGGAGGCAUCCAUUCGGUGGCGCAGUUGUAUCUCAACAGUCAAAGCCCCUAGUCCAUUUGUACACCACCUCAACACCCGUAAAAUGGCGAUAGGCCAGUUGUUAUUUACGCUGAAUGCUCCAUUUCCCAUGAAAUACCAUCGUUGAACCCCAUCGGAUAAUUACAUCGUCCAUAAUCAAGUGAUUAAUCAACAACCGGAGGUCAUUUAUCAUAAGUGAUUACAGGUGAUUCUUUCAUGGCCCCCAAGUGCAUGAACUGGAGAGUCCCCAAAAUCGAGAAAAAAAUAUCAUCAACAAAAUCAUAAUAUUACUACACGAAGGAAUUGAUGAUAACGAAGAUGAACUAAUGAUAUUUUCGUGAAUGUGCAGCAACAUAAACAGUAAAUCCUCUUACAAUUGUGUUGAACAGUUUAUUAUAAUAUGGCACAGUAUUACAAUCUCAUCGCUGAUACCGGUGUACCUAUUGUAACUGAUGAUGGACAACAGUACUGCACUGUAGAUGGAAAUGUACAAUUUGUUGUGCAGAAUCUCAAUAAUUGUGUCUAUGGGAGUACGAGAAUUGUGACUUAUACACCAGCUGUACAGAAUAGUGAACAUAUUUUUACACCGGCCGGUGAGCAGUUGCAGGGACAAUCUGACCAGAGACAAAGUGUUUACAUAAUAAACACAGAGGAUCGCAUAUCCCUGCCCCCUCCCUUGAAACCCACAACCACUCCCGAGACAUCAAAUUUCCUAAUAACUGACACUAAAAACCCCAAUGAUCCUCAAGUCCAGUGGGUGACGUUUUCCGAUCCCUCGAAAAUGUCUCCAAAGCCUACACCACCCCCAAAACCCCCCCAAACUCCUCAAUCCACCCCCAGACGCACGCCAAAACCCAAACAGAUUCUCCCUCAGCCUCUCGUACCACGUUCCAAAAUCCUCCCCCCAAAGCCUUCCCCCCGUUCACCAAUUCAUCCCGAUCCCCAAAAACUCGUGAAAACCCUGACCCCCGUCCUCGCACAAUCAAAAACUUCCUCUCAGGUCAUCAAAACACCACCUCCCCUGGUAAAAACUGCAUCUCCUCUCGUGAGACCCACUGGUUCCCUCCCAAAGUCCUCAGGCCUCCUCGUUAAACCCUCAGCCCCUCUGACCAAGGUAUCACUCCCAACUCCCAAAAAUCCACCCCUCCAACCCCUCAAUAGAGGGGCCCAAACCCUGGGCAGUUAUGCUGACAUGGGUUUUCUCUCUGAGAGAAUAAAACAUGCGAGAAAUUCUCAUGGUAAAACAGCCCAAAAUACACCUGUCCAGGUGAAGCCAAUCCUUACCCCUCAAAAAUCUCCAACUCCUCCUAGACCACCUCAGAAGCAGAUAGAGCCACCCCCUGAAAGCAUGGAGAUCGACACAUCGACUCGUGAUCCACAAAAUUCAUCGGAUGGUGAUGCUGGAUCGGAAUCGAUAGCUUAUCUUCAACAGACGAUUACAAAUCCAAAUCAGGCGAUUGUUCAGGAGCAGAUCAAGGGUAAUACUGUGAAGAUGUUGGUUGUACUGCCAACCGGGGAGCAACGAUUAAUCACUUUUGAUAUACCCAAUGAGGAGUGUACGGUACAGGAUUUGUUGGAGCAGGCAAACAUUCCACAGAACGGUGAGACCACGGUAUCCCUUGUAAAAGACCCCAUUCUCCACAUAAACUACAUCGUCGAGAGUGGUGAAGGUGGGGUAAUAUCGAUGGUAGUAGAUUCGCCAGAUUGUCCCGACGAGGGAAUGAGUGAAACCAUCUCCCCCGAAGGUACCAUCAAUCCUGACGAAUCCAAUGCCUCUGAAGAUCGUAAAUUCGUUGAAAAUCAGUUGGCAGUUUGUCCCCACUGUGGAUGUUGCUCCAUGGACUUCAUUAAAUGCGCAAGAUGCAAGACCAAAUUACCAGACAAUCCCAAGACAGUGCCACUGAUAGAAAAUCAGAAGAAGGAAGCGCUCAUACCAGUUGACAAUUUUUAUUCACGAAAAAAAGCUGAUACAUUCAACAAAGACGUGAAGAAACCAAAGGGCAGAUUAACGAGACCCGUGAAUUCUAGGACAAAAACUCUAAUCAAGGAACCCGAAUGUCUGACACUUUCUUCAGAUGAUGAGGAUGAAAAUCCAGCUAAGAAGUGUAAGAAAGGUGAUUCAAUGAAAUUGUCACAGGUUAUUAAUCGAACUCAUUCAGAUGAACUUGCAACAAUAUCUGAUAAGGAACCCAUUAUAACCAGCAUGUCCAAAUCUUCAGAUCCAUCGCUAGACGAUAGCACAAUAUCGGACAAUAUGACAAGUGUCAUCAGCACUUCAUUGUCGUGCCGAACUGUACGAAUAGGCUCAUACAAAUAUGUACCUCAUGAUAACAUAAUCAUCAAUUCAUCGGGGCUCAUUCUCUCAGUGCCCCUUCUUGAAGACGACAAAAAGACUGUCGCAAUUCACGUUAUGAUGUCAUCAAUAGUGAAAGUGCUUAUUCAUUUUGGCAAAGCAAUGCCAGUACUGUUUUUCUACACAUCUGUGAAAUCUGGUGAACAAAUUCGUGGAGUUUUGGGUAUGCAGGAUCCCAUUGGACCGUACUACGAUCCAGCUGGUAAGGAUCACACCCACAAGCGGAUCACUCUGCUUCCUGAAAAAAUCUCCGAGGAGUCUAAGAAUAUCUUGAAACAGCUGUUCAGCCAGAACAAUCUCUGCGAAGAGCUUAACUCGAAGGAAGCAAAUGAUAUAUUAGUGAAAGCCUCUCCGAAGGAUAAUGUACAUAAUCCGAGAAGAGCAUCAACGACAUCAGGAACAAAUGGAGUUGUCGAGAAGAUCACUGUGUAUCCACCACCUCCAGCUAAAGGUGGUAUAGCCCUCAAUACUGAGGAUUACGCCUGUCUGGGAGAGGAUCAAUUCCUGAAUGAUGCCAUCAUCGAUUUCUACCUGAAGUAUCUUACUUUGGAGAGAUUGUCCGAGGAGGACGCCAGUAGGACUCACGUUUUCAGUUCAUACUUUUACAAACGAUUAACAUCUCCAACACAAUCAGGCGAUAGUGUCAAUGUAUCACCGGCAGUCAAGCGACAUACUAGGGUGCAGAAGUGGACGAAGAAUGUGAAUAUCUUCGAGAAGGAUUUUGUCGUGAUACCCAUCAAUGAACAUGCCCAUUGGUUCCUGGCAAUUAUCUGUUUUCCAGGGCUUGUGGGGGUUGUCAGUCCUCCGAGAGAGCCGGUGAAGGGUGAGAAGGUUAAGAAGAAAGUGGUUGAAAGCUCUGGAAAGGGUGAGAAGAGUAAACUACAGACUAUGACCAUUGGCACCACCACCAUAACUCCGGCAACAACUGUCACGAAAGAGGCUACGACCAUCACUCUGGAUCCAGCUGAUGAUCUCAGCGAACGGGAUGAGGCUGAAGGUGAUGAGGAGGAACUCAUGGAGACCAGUGACGAGGAGGGUAGGGACGAAGAGGAUGAGGACAAGAGGGAGGAGAGGCUUAAGGUGAAGGUCGCUGUUAAGGAGGAGGUGAAAGAGGAGAUUAAGGAGGAGAUAGAAGAGUACGAGGACAUUCAGAAAAUUCCCUGUAUUCUGAUCUUUGAUUCUCUGGCGGGACCUGGUAGGGCUCGAGUUGUCGCCACACUCAGGGAUUAUCUCAGCUGCGAAUAUCAGGCGAAAAUGGGAAAGGAGAAGAUCUUCUCCAGGGAUACUAUCAAGGGCGCUUGUCCCAAGGUACCUCAGCAAUCAAACUUUACGGAUUGUGGACUGUAUGUUCUACAGUAUGUCGAGUCCUUCUUUGAAUCACCUAUCAAAAAUUAUCAGCUGCCUAUAAAGACAUUAAAGAAUUGGUUCGAGGAGAUUAUCGUCACCAGAAAGAGGGAGGAAAUCUCCAAGCUCGUGGUCAAGCUUAUGCUCGCAGGAAAGGGCGAUAAAAGUAUUGUACUGCCUGUUGUACAGUUUCCCACUGUUGAGGGGAAACUCAGGCCCAGGACUGAGGCUGAGAAGAAGGAGGAGAGGAAGGUUAAGGAGGAGGAGAAAGAUGAGGACAAGAAGACCACCACAACUACUUAUGUGCUGGUGCCUGCUGGUGGAGUUGUCAAUUCUGAUGGAAAUGUCGAGUUGACGAUCAGUGCUGUUGACAAGAGCAAAUUGUCAGGUGGUCCUCAAAUGUCAUUUCUACGAACGAAGAGGAUUCCCAGGCUGUUGCGAGAGUCGCCGACCCAAAUGAGUGAAAUAUCGGCUAAAAAGCACAAGGGAGACAAUGAUUCCUGUAAAUAAUUAAUUGAUGAAUCGAUAAUAAAAAGAAUAAACAUUUGUUUUCAUUACCAUUUUUUUUUAUAUAAAUGAAUCACAAUUUAGUCAACACAUUCUUACAUUUAAUGAAAGAUACAAUUGCGAGUAAGUGAAGACAAUGUGUCGGUGGAAAUAAGUUUUACCUAUGUAAUAAAGUAUGUAGUUAGCUACUUGAUAAGGUGAAUAAAAUCAUUAAGAUUCGAUCUUCUCAAUAAAA
Molecule: messenger RNA, 4660 nt
Organism: Diachasmimorpha longicaudata
Lineage: Eukaryota; Metazoa; Arthropoda; Insecta; Hymenoptera; Braconidae
Exons: 5
Coding region: 622-4428 (1268 amino acids)
Biological process (GO): protein desumoylation; proteolysis
Cellular component (GO): nucleus; cytoplasm
Molecular function (GO): SUMO-specific endopeptidase activity
Source: RefSeq, a predicted model, not a curated record